Messenger RNA from Drechmeria coniospora, 1851 nucleotides. RefSeq names its product sorting nexin-41. Lineage: Eukaryota; Fungi; Ascomycota; Sordariomycetes; Hypocreales; Ophiocordycipitaceae. Gene Ontology annotation, molecular function: phosphatidylinositol binding. The record is from RefSeq and is a predicted model, not a curated record. Gene Ontology annotation, biological process: retrograde transport, endosome to Golgi. The transcript has 5 exons. The coding region runs from base 1 to 1851 and encodes 616 amino acids.
AUGUGGAAUGACGAGGACAACAACCCAUACGGGACCAGCUUCGAUCGCCGCGAUUCCGUCACGUCGCCGUCGACCAACCCGAUUUCGCCCACCUCGCACGACUACCGGCCUUAUGAUGCCUCCCAAACCCCGACUUCGGGCAGCGAAGAUGAUCAGCCCGUCUUCGGCCGCGGCGCACCGACCGGCGGUGUUGAUCGCGAGGUAGUUCAGGCCGACGACGCUGCGUCGAGGAGGAAACCGGGACGGUACAACAGCCGCAUCGAGCAAAUUCUCUACGAGCACCCGGACAUACCCAUCAUGAUCACCGAUGCUGGCAAGAGUCUCGAGAGCGGCGGACGGUACAUCGUUUACACCAUUCGAACUGGCGAUCUCGAAGUGCGACGCCGGUACUCGGAGUUUGCAUCGCUCAGAGAGGCUCUCACACGCCUGCAUCCUACCCUCAUCAUCCCCCCGAUCCCGGAGAAGCACACGAUGGCGGACUACGCAGCCAAACCGACGAGUGCCAAGCAAGACCAGCAGAUCAUCGACUUGCGAAAGCGCAUGCUGGCCGUCUUCUUGAACCGAUGCCGACGGAUGGAGACGGUGAGGAACGACGGCGUGUGGUGGAGGUUUCUCGACCCCAACGCGAGCUGGAGCGAGGUGUUGCAUUCGCAUCCCGUGGCAUCCAUCCCCAAGUCGGUGCUCAAGGCGCCCCCCGAGGACACUGCCAAUCCGACGGUGGCCCACAGCUUUCUUCCCGUGCCUGCAAGCUCGGCGAAGCUCAAGACGACGGCCGUCGACGGCCACCACCCGGCCGCCCAGCCGAGCAGCCACUUCAUCGGCCGCGCCCCGCCUCCGACGGGAGAGCAGAGCGAGGUGGAUCUUGACCCGUACUUUGUCGCCUACGAGGCCUCGAUCAAGGAACUGGAACAGCUUCUGACGGGCCCCAUGGAAAAGGUCAACCGUCGAACGCUCAGCCACCUGUCGGCGUUGGCCGCCGAUCUGUGCGAACUGGGCUCUCGAUACAAUGCCUUUGCCCUGUCGGAGCAGGCGCCAUCGCUCGGCCCGGCCAUCGAGAGGAUCGGCCAAGCAGCCGACCUGUCCUACAUUGCGACCGAGGAGCUGUCGGGCUCCCUGGGCGCCAGCUUCGCCGAACCGAUGCGAGAGAAUGCCCAGUUCGCCGGUGUCGUCAGGAGCGUGCUGCGGUACAGGGUCCUCAAGCGCGUGCAGCAGGAGCUGACGUCGCACGAGCUCAGCAAGAAGCGAGCCCUCCUCGACCAGCUGGAGCGCAGCGAAGCCGAGGCGAAACGGAUCGAGCAGUACCUCUCCAGCAGCCAGCAGGUCUCCCCGCCGCCGAAGCGGUCGACGAGUCUUAAGGAGCCGCCGACGCAGCACCGGCGCGAGGGAGGCCAAGAGGACACGGAGUCGAUCGACUCCGACUUUCCCCCGACGCACGGCGAUUUCCCUUCGCCGCCUCCGUCGGCGAGUCAGGGCUUGCCCGAGAGGAGCGAGCGUGUCUCGCACCGGAAGAUGCCGAGCGGAAAUUCGAUUACGAAUAAAAUCUUUGGUCCGAUCCGCCAUGCCGUGCAGGGGGUCGUCGAUGUCGACCCCGAGCGAACACGGAGAGACACGAUUGGCAAGACGAGGGAGUCAAUUGGCCAGCUGGAACAAGCCCAGGUGGUUUCUGAGCGGGAUGUGAAGGAGGCGAGCGCCAGCGUCCUCGAGGACAUGAAGAGGUUCCAAAAGGACAAGGAAGAUGACCUGAGACGGUACAUGCUUGCGUACGCGAAGAGCCAGAUCGAAUGGGCCAAGAAGAGCAAGCUACAAUGGGAGGAGGCACGGGCAGAGGUCGACAAGAUAGACGAGACCUGA